Messenger RNA from Euleptes europaea (tarantolino), 401 nucleotides. RefSeq names its product SPT4 homolog, DSIF elongation factor subunit (gene SUPT4H1). Gene Ontology annotation, cellular component: nucleus; DSIF complex. NCBI's taxonomy places the organism in Eukaryota, Metazoa, Chordata, Lepidosauria, Squamata, Sphaerodactylidae. Gene Ontology annotation, biological process: positive regulation of DNA-templated transcription, elongation; chromatin organization; regulation of transcription elongation by RNA polymerase II. Gene Ontology annotation, molecular function: zinc ion binding; RNA polymerase II complex binding. The coding region runs from base 15 to 368 and encodes 117 amino acids. The transcript is spliced from 5 exons. The record is from RefSeq and is a predicted model, not a curated record.
GGUGCGCGAUCGCCAUGGCGUUGGAGACCGUGCCCAAAGACCUGCGGCACUUGCGGGCCUGCUUGCUUUGCUCCCUUGUCAAGACCAUCGACCAGUUUGAGUUUGAUGGCUGUGAUAACUGCGACUCUUACCUACAGAUGAAAGGGAACCGUGAGAUGGUUUACGACUGCACCAGCUCAUCCUUCGAUGGCAUCAUUGCGAUGAUGAGCCCCGAGGACAGCUGGGUCUCCAAAUGGCAGCGAAUCAGUAACUUCAAGCCUGGCGUCUACGCAGUGUCUGUGACUGGCCGUCUGCCCCAAGGAAUUGUGCGAGAGCUGAAGAGCCGCGGGGUGGCCUACAAGUCUCGUGACACAGCCAUCAAGACCUAAGGAAGACGCUUGCGCCUCACAGACCUCCAUUUC